AUACGAAAGAAAUAAAAACUUCAGUGUUUGAAGACUAAAGCAAGGACAGUAUCAGUUACAUUUUGCCGUGACAUGGAUUGGUUAAAAUUUGUCUUUGCUUUGCUUGCAUUGGUAGCAUGGGCGUCAUCUCAAAAAAGGGGCGUUCAACUACGCUUGACAAAGAAAGGAAUGUUCUAUGCUGUCGACGUUGGUAUUAAGAUUAUGCAAGAAGAUCUAAAGAAGGAUGUUAUUAACACACGUGGAAAAUCUGGUAAUUUGGAAUACAAUGUUCAAAACAUGCGAAUUACAACAGCCGUAUUUCAAAAGUAUGAGUUAAUACCAGUCAGUGGUACAGGUAUGAGGGGCCAGGUGUCUGGCAUAACAUUGGAAGCCAAUGGUAGAUUGUGGUACAAAUACAAAAAAGGGUGGUUCAAGUUUAGCGACACUAUUGGAAUCGAUUUGAAAGCGGAAAAUAUCCGUUUUGAUAUGACCUUGAACAUAGGUUCAGAUUCAAAUGGUCGACCAACUAUCUCAAUUGAAAAAUGUUCUGCAGGCGUCAGCGAUAUUGAUAUUCAUUUCAGGGGAGGAAAAUCAUGGCUAUACAACCUCUUUAGAAAAAUAGUGGGAAGAAAACUGAAAAAAUCAUUUGGAGAUCUGCUCUGCAAAAUGGCUACCAAAGAAAUCAACACAAAAGCAAAAAGUGAACUUGCAACCUUUCCAGUUGUCAAGAAAAUUGAUAAAUGGGCCGAAAUUGAUUACCGUUUAACAAAAGCACCAGCUUUCACAUCUGAAUACAUGGAUGCUUACUUGAAGGGUGAAUUCAAAUCAGUCAAAGACCCUACAGAAACCCAGUCAGUGAUCCCCACAUUUUCAACCUCAAGCGAUCACAACCGUAUGAUUUACUUUUGGAUAACAGAUUAUACUUUGAACAGUGCUGGAGAAGUGUACAACAAAACUGGACGUUUGGAUGAAUCAUUUGCAGCAUGGGACGAAAAGGUUCCACAAGCCUUGAAGAGUAUGUUAAACACAGGAAAAUUUGCUUUGUUGUUUCCAAAGCUUCAAUCAUUGUAUCCAAACGCACCUAUGAGUUUAGAAUUAAAAUCGUACAAACCUCCGACAUUUGAAAUUGCAAAGGAUCAACUUAAACUGCGCAUACAUGCAUAUGCACAGUUCAACGUAAAAGAUAAAUCAAAUAAAAUCAUCCAAGUUUUUACCGCCAGAUUCGAUAUCACUGGAACGGGUUCGAUUGGCAUCCAGGGAGAUAACAUCAGUGGAAAAAUAUCUUCAUUUGACUACGCUGCAAAGGUUUUAUCAUCAAAUGUUGGAAAGAUAACAAUUCCAUUAGAUUCACCACUCGUCAAAAUAAUACUUGACUCCACAGUAAUCGGGAAAGCAAACCCUAUCCUUAAAAAGGGAUUUCCGUUACCAAAAGUGAAUGAAAUUGCUUUCACUAAUUUUGACGUGAAGUUGGAAAAGAAUGUCAUCCGCAUUGGUACUGACAUUAAGUAUGUCAAAGGCAAAAAGUAAAGUUUCAAGAAAAGUCUUUCUACAGUUUAUUUUUAAUUUUAUAUUUUCACGAUAUCAGCAUUUGUGUAAUUUUGAAUGCAGAAAUAUAUGUAAACUACCUUAACUUUUUAUAA
Hydractinia symbiolongicarpus is the source of this 1619-nucleotide messenger RNA. RefSeq names its product lipopolysaccharide-binding protein-like. Lineage: Eukaryota; Metazoa; Cnidaria; Hydrozoa; Anthoathecata; Hydractiniidae. Gene Ontology annotation, molecular function: lipid binding. Bases 73 to 1506 code for a protein of 477 amino acids. The transcript has 14 exons. The record is from RefSeq and is a predicted model, not a curated record.